Messenger RNA from Effrenium voratum, 2423 nucleotides. The record is from the annotation of a GenBank genome assembly. NCBI's taxonomy places the organism in Eukaryota, Dinophyceae, Suessiales, Symbiodiniaceae.
AUGCCGUGCAUCACGGCUGGAGUGCCCUUUUGCAAGGACUCUGCUGAGGCCGAGGCAGCUGAGAUGCUGCAGGAGCUGCUGAUGAAGGAUGUAGUGCGGCAGCAGCAGAUCAAGAAGACCAGGGUGUCCCUUCCGAGCUGGGAGCCUGUGCUAGAGGCAGAGCCGGAGAGACCCGCAAGCCAGGGGCCACAGCUCCCCUCGGCGGCGGUGGGGCGCAUUUCGCCGAAGUCGCCAUCGUCGCCCAUGCUGCCCCCGAAGCUCGAGGAGGUCUUUGCCAACAGUCCAACUUUGUCGCCGGAGCAUCACAUUGAGCCGGAAGCAGAGAUCCUUCAGGGCUUCUUGGAUGAGACGAGAUCCCGCGAGGUCUUCCGGAACUUACAAGACGGCGGCGAGAUCGCUCGCCAAGACCUCAUCGCGGCACUGAAGAUGAUGGGCCACGAGGUCAUCAACAACGAGUGGGUCAAUGCCAUCGUGAAGGAUAAGUUCUCGGACAGGAAUUUCCUCGAUGCGUACGACUUCAGCAAGUUCCUACAGGAGUACGAAGCUUGCCACAUGAACUACGUGCGUAUGAAGUUUGCGGAGGCGGACACGGACGGCUCCGGCCGCGUGGACGCUGCGGAGCUGGCGGAAGUGCUGCGGCGCGCUGGGCUGACGCCUGUGACAGGCGUGGUGGAGUCGCUGAUUGCAGAGCUGUGCGGCCGCGCCAAAGAGGUGACCUUCUCCAACUUCGCGAAGAUCCUAGGAGUGUUGCGUUACCGCCUGGGCUUUACGCUGCAGGAGUUCUCUGAGAUCCUCACGGCCUUUCGUCGCCAGGACCGCGAGCACCGGGAGGCCCUGAGCUUGCCGGAGGCCAGGGGCUGCCUGGACUGGCUGGGCUUCGAUGUGUCAGAGGACGACCUCCAGCAGUGCAGCGCGGAGGCCCUGCAGGCCAACAGCAGGAAAAUUGCGGAGAACGAGGAGGUCCUGCUGAAGGAGUUCGACGUGGUGCGCUUGGUCCGGGUGGUCCGAGAGUACGAAGGCAAUAUUGUGGCUGCUCGCUUGAGGGAGAUGGCAGGCACCGACAGCCAGGAGCCAAAGAUCUGCGCUGCGACGGAGCUGCCGCAGCUGCUCUCGGAUUUGAAAGUGACUUUGGCCUCGCCAGACGUGGUGAUGGAGGCGAUGCAGGCCUUGGGCAUUGACAAGCAGCAGCUGACCAUUGAAGAUGUCAUGCCUGUGAUGUGGCAAAUCCGGAGGUGUCAGGGCCUGUCACAGGCGGAGCUUGAGCUGGCGAAGCGACAGUUUGAGAUCUGCGACGAGGACAACUCCGGAGGCAUGGCUUGCUGCGAGCUGGAGUUCGCCAUCCGAUCUUUGGGAUAUCCUGUGACCUACGAGGAGGUGCAGGAGCAGCUCGACGAGUGGGACAUGGACGAGUCGGGGGAAAUCGAGUUCCCGGAGUUCUUGAAGAUCAUCUCCUUCCACAAGCGUAAGGAGCUGCAGAGGGUCCUGCAAGCCAUGUUCUCCGGGGAGCUCCAGGAGAAAGCUCCUCGGGUGAGGCGCCUCUCCAAGGCGCACCAGCUCAACCGCAAACAGGCGGAGUUGCCCGCCGUGCUGCUGAGCUCCGGGCACUGCCCACUGCGCGAGGAUAGCGCGGUGCUCAAAGACUGCGGCGUUGAGAGCCCUGGCUCGGAGACAGAGCUGAAUCUCUGGGGCUUUGCUCAGCUCAUCGCCGAGUAUCGACGGGAGACCAACGAAGAGGUGCGGCAGCAGCAAGGCUUCAUGGCCGAGGAGCUGGAACAGCUGAAGCAGAUUUUCCGCAGCUACGACCCCCAAGAGCGGGGUGUCAUUGAAAAGUCUCAGCUGCGGCGGCUGCUGCUGCAACAGUGCCCCCAAGCCGAGCAAACCCAGGCUGGCCGAGAGCAAAUUGCGCAGAUCGUGAAGGCAAGUGAUGCGGACCACUCUGGGACUAUUGACUUCCAGGAGUUCAUCCUGCUCAUGCGCUUGGUGAGCAACCGCUGCAGCCGGGAGAAGCUUGUAAAGGAGCGAGCCGCUGUGAUGGACACCCGCUUCUCGGUGCGCGAGCUCAAGGAGUUCCGGAGCGUCUUCAAGGCGUUCGGCGCGCAGGGGGGAGAGCUGGCCUACCCGGAGCUGCAGAAGAUGCUAGCCACCAUCAUGCGGGCGGCGGAGGGGGACCGGGGCAGCCGCGAGUUGCAGCAGAUCGUCCAGCAGUACGACUCCAACCAGGACGGCUCUGUGGACUUCCCAGAGUUCCUCCGCGUCAUGCGUCACCUGCUGACCAGCAACUGGGAGAACAUCAACAUGCAUGCUGAGGUUGCGGCAACUGCUCCUCCUCCUCCUCCUCCAGAAGAUGAUGAGCACGGAACAACCUGACCGGCAUGCGGAUGAUAAAAUGCAUGACGUAAAUCUGAUUGCCGCACAAACCAGCA